AUGUCCAGCCUAGGACCUCAGUCGCCGAUCGACAUGAAACCCGAUACAGCCACAUUGAUGGCUGGCUUCAGCCCUGGCUCUGUAGGAGGAGGAAACAGCCCCACCAGUCCAAGGUUCUACUUACAUUCACUCAUGAUAUUGAAUCACCAACAAAGAUCAUCUGAUGAUGAUAGGUCUGGAUUGGGUUUCAGUUUGCCACAGCCGUCCUUCACCAUUGGUCACUCGGGUUACUUGAACAAUUCCAAUGGCUCCAAGUCGGGACACUAUCCGCCAAAUCAUCCGCUCAGCAACUCCAAACACCUGUGCAGCAUCUGUGGCGACAGAGCCAGUGGGAAACACUACGGCGUGUACAGCUGCGAAGGCUGCAAGGGAUUUUUCAAGAGAACAGUCAGGAAAGACUUGACUUAUGCAUGCCGUGAAGAUCGCCAGUGCUUAAUUGACAAGCGUCAGAGAAAUCGGUGCCAGUAUUGCCGCUAUCAGAAAUGCCUUCAGAUGGGCAUGAAGCGAGAAGCCGUUCAAGAGGAGAGGCAACGCAACAAGGAAAAGGGAGAAAUGGAUAUGGAUGCCACCAGUGAUUUUACAGGUGGACAAGGUGACAUGCCAAUCGAUCGAGUUUUGGAAGCUGAAAAACGAGUCGAGUGCAAGGACGAGCCCCAGGUGAAUUCAGCCACUGCCGCUCUAGGCAAUAUAUGCGCUGCUACAGAUAAACAACUUUUCCAACUGGUUGAGUGGGCUAAACACAUCCCACAUUUCACGGAAUUGCCCCUUGAUGACCAAGUCGUUUUGCUCAGAGCUGGCUGGAAUGAACUGCUGAUUGCUGCAUUUUCUCAUCGUUCGGUCGGUGUCAAGGACGGGAUCGUCCUUGCUACUGGACUUGUUAUUCACAGGAACUCGGCUCACCAGGCUGGCGUCGGAUCGAUCUUUGAUCGUGUGCUUACCGAACUCGUCUCCAAAAUGAGGGAAAUGAAACUCGAUCUGGCCGAAUUGGGUUGUCUGAGAGCCAUCAUCUUGUUCAACCCAGAUCCCAAGGGCUUAAAAUCUGUUUCGCAAGUGGAAGCUCUGCGUGAAAAAGUGUACGCCACGCUUGAGGAAUACACGCGAACAAAUUACGCCGACGAACCGGGACGCUUCGCUAAACUUCUCCUACGCCUUCCUGCUCUACGCUCCAUCGGCCUCAAAUGCCUCGAGCAUCUCUUCUUUUUCAAACUCAUCGGAGACACACCCAUUGAAUCCUUCCUGCUCGAAAUGCUGGAAGCACCUGCAGAGACUUAGAAGAAACGAUCUAGUUUUUCUAUUUCUUUUUGCAGCUGUUGGAACCACAUCUAUUCGUGCAUUGUAUAGUGUUUCUUGGCGAUUUGGUGAGACAAACGAAGUUACUUGCCCUUUCUUGCUUAUCAACGUACUUUAAAAAAAAACCUUAAGGAUUAGCUAUUAGCUUUACCGGGACAAUCUCUCUUCUAUUUCAAUGUUUACUUGGAUUCAAUCAAUCACAUUUUCAUCCCAGAGUUAUUUCAUUGUUGUUUAUUAGCUUGUAGUGUCGUAACAGUUAUUUACGAAAGUUUCAAGUGGGAUGAAGGUGGCGGUUUUCUCUUGUUUAAUUUUGUUCGAUGUCGAGUAUAAAUGAUUGGUCAUUUUUGUGUUCUUUAUUCGUUCCUUUCUAUACUCGAAUAAACAGAUACAGAAAUGGAA
This is a messenger RNA of Daphnia pulex (common water flea), 1689 nucleotides long. RefSeq names its product retinoic acid receptor RXR-like (gene usp). The record is from RefSeq and is a predicted model, not a curated record. Gene Ontology annotation, cellular component: nucleus; activator ecdysone receptor complex. Gene Ontology annotation, biological process: anatomical structure development; cellular response to ecdysone; positive regulation of transcription by RNA polymerase II. Gene Ontology annotation, molecular function: RNA polymerase II cis-regulatory region sequence-specific DNA binding; nuclear steroid receptor activity; zinc ion binding. Bases 1 to 1272 code for a protein of 423 amino acids. Lineage: Eukaryota; Metazoa; Arthropoda; Branchiopoda; Diplostraca; Daphniidae. The transcript is spliced from 6 exons.